Molecule: messenger RNA, 1803 nt
Organism: Ruditapes philippinarum (Manila clam)
Lineage: Eukaryota; Metazoa; Mollusca; Bivalvia; Venerida; Veneridae
Product: enoyl-CoA delta isomerase 2-like
Exons: 9
Coding region: 76-1245 (389 amino acids)
Molecular function (GO): fatty-acyl-CoA binding
Source: RefSeq, a predicted model, not a curated record
UCGUAGUCAAAUUCGCCGGUGCCCGCCAUUACAGGAAACGCUAUCAGUGCCCGCUAGGUGUCACUGUUAAACAAAAUGGCAGCGCCCAUUCUCAGGAAAUUUAGCCGUACAAGAGGAUUCAUCAGCAGGUUUCAGCGCAAUUUUCAUCUGACAGUGCAGGCAAUGGGUGCGUAUGAUGCCGAGUUCAACAAUGCUAAAGAAAGACUUAAUAACUUGAAGGAGGACCCUGGCAAUGUUGUCAAACUCCAGAUUUAUGCUUUGUUCAAACAGGCAACUGUUGGAAAGUGUAAUGCACCUAAACCUGGCAUGUUGGAUGUUGUAGGAAAGUACAAGUGGAAUGCAUGGAAUGAUCUAGGGGAUAUUUCUCAGGAUGAGGCACAGAAGCAGUACAUAGAGUUAGUGGACUCGUUGGCUGGAGCGGAGUCCGCUGCAUCAGCUGGAGCAGAAGCAACAGGGGACCAGAAGUUUGAAACGCUAGCUGUUUCAAAUGCUGGUGGUAUUUAUAGUAUAACACUAAACAGACCAAAUAAGAAAAAUGCCAUUACAGUACAGAUGUAUGAAGAGAUGAUUUCUGCAUUAAAAGAAGCAGCAGAAGAUAGCACAGUUGUCAUAGCAACAUUUACAGGAGCUGGAGAUUUUUACUGUAGUGGAAAUGAUUUGAGUAACUUUAUGAACAUCCCUCCAGAAGGAAUAGAGGGCAUGGCGAUAAAAGGUGGUGAACUGUUAGAACGUUUUGUAGCAGCUUUUAUAGACUUCCCUAAGCCGUUGAUAGGUCUUGUGAAUGGGCCGGCUGUGGGCGUGUCAGUGACUGUACUCGGUCUGUUUGAUGCAGUAUAUGCAAGUGAUAGAGCAACAUUCCAUACACCUUUCUCCCAGUUAGGCCAGUCACCAGAGGGAUGUUCCUCCUACGUCUUCCCUAAACUGAUGGGAGCUGCCAAGGCCAGUGAGAUGCUCUUGUUUAAUAAGAAGAUCUCAGCUGCCGAGGCUUUUAAUAGAAACCUAGUCACUCAGGUCAUACCAGAUGAUGUGUUUGUUAAAGAGACAACAGCUAAAGUUCAGGCCAUUGCUCAAUUGCCAAAAGAGAGCAUGAGUUUCUCUAAAGUUUUAAUUCGUGACGGGGAGAGAGAAAAGUUACACAAAGUGAACAAAGAGGAAUGUCGAGUGCUGGUUGGAAGAUGGCAAUCAAACGAGUGUAUGACUGCCAUCAUGAACUUCUUCCAACAAAAAUCCUCCUCAAAGUUGUAGAACGCUGUGAUUUCAGAACAAUUAUUAACUUUAAUGAGUUGUGAUAGUGAACUGUAAGUUUUUUCACAUAAACAGAAAUUUAUUUAUUGUGAACAGGGCUACCUUACAAUAUGUUGGUGUAUUUUUUUUACAAACAGAAACUAAUGAUCAUCGAAUUCCUGUCCUAAAAUAAUAUAUUUGGAUUUGAAUUUUUUUCAUUACAUAAUUUAUAUUGGUAAAGAUUACAUACUUUUUGUAUAAUAAAUUGAAAUUUUUGGAACAUUAAAUUUGACUCAACGCUGAAAAAAUAAAUUCAUUUUAAACAAAAACGGUCUACUUUGCUGUGACAUAGCUCAUUAUUUAUGUGAUAUAUUUUCUUGUAUUAUAUUUAUCAAAUUUUUCUUUAAUUGUGCUAGAUGAUUUUUUAAUGAUAAACAUAUACUUAAGAGUAAAUGAGUAAGUUGUAUUUGUUAAAAGUGUUUUUUGUCAUUGAAGAAUAUAAUUGAGCCGUGUCAUGACAAAACCAACAUAAUGGGUUUGUGACCAGCAUGGAUCCAGACCAGAAGCAUGGAUCCAGAC